This is a messenger RNA of Aspergillus uvarum CBS 121591, 4040 nucleotides long. RefSeq names its product coatomer subunit alpha. The record is from RefSeq and is a predicted model, not a curated record. NCBI's taxonomy places the organism in Eukaryota, Fungi, Ascomycota, Eurotiomycetes, Eurotiales, Aspergillaceae. Bases 165 to 3803 code for a protein of 1212 amino acids. Gene Ontology annotation, molecular function: structural molecule activity; protein binding. Gene Ontology annotation, biological process: retrograde vesicle-mediated transport, Golgi to endoplasmic reticulum; intra-Golgi vesicle-mediated transport; intracellular protein transport. Gene Ontology annotation, cellular component: COPI vesicle coat. The transcript has 8 exons.
CAGACACUCCUCCCCAUUGCUAUCCAACUAACCCCCUCACAACUACACUCCUCCCCUUCCUCCCGAAGUUGUGGAUGUGGUGGUCAUUCUUUUGAUCUUCCCUUAUUUUCUCGUGUGCGGAGCUUGCUUCUCUAUGGUGCGGCUCCGGCCAACCCUCUUUCAAGAUGCAGUCCUCCCCAAACAUGCUCACUAAGUUUGAGUCCAAAUCCUCCCGCGCUAAGGGAAUUGCCUUCCAUCCCAAGCGGCCAUGGAUUCUAGUCUCCCUUCACUCCUCCACCAUUCAAUUAUGGGAUUACCGCAUGGGAACCCUGAUUGAUCGCUUUGAAGAACACGAUGGUCCCGUUCGUGGCAUUGACUUCCACCCGACACAGCCCAUGUUUGUAUCCGGCGGUGAUGACUACAAGAUCAAGGUCUGGAACUACCAGACUCGCCGGUGCAUGUUCACCUUGAACGGUCACUUGGAUUACGUGCGGACGGUUUUCUUUCAUCAUGAAUUGCCCUGGAUUCUCUCCGCCUCGGACGAUCAAACCAUUCGAAUCUGGAACUGGCAGAACCGGUCCCUAAUCUGUACCAUGACCGGCCACAACCACUACGUUAUGUGCGCACAGUUCCACCCUACCGAGGAUCUGAUCGCCUCUGCCUCCUUGGAUCAAUCGGUUCGCAUUUGGGACAUUUCCGGCUUGCGCAAGAAGCACUCGGCCCCGACGACUAUCUCGUUCGAAGAUCAGAUGGCCCGAGCCAAUCCCGGUCAAGCAGAUAUGUUCGGAAACACAGAUGCCGUGGUGAAGUUCGUUCUAGAGGGUCACGAUCGUGGAGUCAAUUGGGUCUCCUUCCACCCUACCCUUCCUUUGAUCGUCUCCGCCGGUGACGACCGUCUCAUCAAGCUCUGGAGGAUGAGUGACACGAAAGCUUGGGAAGUUGACACCUGCCGUGGGCAUUUCCAGAACGCUUCCGCCUGUUUGUUCCAUCCUCACCAGGACCUGAUCCUCUCUGUCGGCGAGGAUAAGACCAUCAGAUGCUGGGAUUUGAAUAAGAGAACGUCCGUUCAAUCGUUCAAGCGUGACAUGGAUCGUUUCUGGGUCAUUGCUGCCCAUCCCGAGAUCAACCUGUUUGCUGCCGGUCAUGAUACUGGUGUGAUGGUUUUCAAGUUGGAGAGAGAGCGGCCUGCCUCAGCGGUCUACCAGAACCAGCUCUUCUAUAUCACCAAAGAGAAGCAUGUCAAGUCCUAUGAUUUUGGCAAGAACGUGGAGUCUCCUCCUAUGCUCUCCCUGCGCAAACUGGGAUCCCCUUGGGUGCCCCCUCGUACCCUCUCAUACAACCCUGCCGAGCGUGCCAUCCUGGUCACGUCCCCGACUGAUGGUGGCGUGUACGAAUUGAUUCACCUCCCUAGGGAUGCUACCGGUGCUGUGGAGCCUACCGAUGUCAAGCGUGGUCAAGGCACGUCUGCUGUCUUCGUUGCGCGCAACCGCUUCGCCGUCUUUAGCCAAGGCAACCAACAGGUGGACAUCAAGGAUCUCAGCAAUGCGACUACAAAAUCGAUUAAGCCUCCAGUCGGAACCACCGACAUUUACUUCGGUGGAACUAGCUGUCUCCUCUUUAUCACUCCUACUUCGGUCGUUCUCUUCGACAUCCAGCAGAAGAAGCAAUUGGCGGAGCUCGCUGUCAGCGGCGUCAAGUAUGUUGUCUGGUCCAACGACGGGCUCUAUGCCGCUCUGCUCAGCAAGCAUAAUGUCACUAUUGUGACCAAGACCUUGGAGCAGGUGAGCAGUUUGCACGAGACGAUCCGUAUCAAGAGCGCAGCCUGGGAUGACGCUGGCGUCCUUCUCUACUCUACCUUGAACCAUGUCAAAUAUUCUCUCCUGAACGGUGACAACGGCAUCAUUCGCACUCUCGACCAGACUGUCUACCUUGUUAAGGUCAAGGGCAGAAGCGUCUACUGCUUGGACCGUAGCGCUAAGCCCCGCGUCUUGGACAUUGACCCUACUGAGUACAGGUUCAAGCUUGCACUGGUGAAGAGGAACUACGAUGAGAUGUUGCAGAUCAUUAAGACUUCUAGUCUGGUCGGCCAAAGCAUCAUUUCCUACCUGCAGAAGAAGGGCUACCCCGAGAUCGCGUUGCAAUUUGUGCAGGACCCUCAGACCCGCUUCGAGCUUGCCCUCGAGUGCGGCAACCUGGAUGUAGCUAUUGAGAUGGCUCGCGAGUUGGACCGCCCCAAUCUGUGGACCAGACUUGGGGCCGAAGCUCUGGCUCACGGUAACCAUCAGACAGUUGAGAUGGCCUACCAAAAGCAGAGAAACUUCGACAAGUUGUCCUUCUUGUACCUGUCAACUGGCGACCAGGAGAAGCUGUCCCGCAUGGCCAAGAUUGCUGAGCACCGAGGCGACUUCACGUCGCGCUUCCAGAACGCUAUCUACCGUGGUGACGUCGAGGACAGAAUUCAGAUGUUCAAGGAAGUGGAUCUUUAUCCGCUCGCGUACCUUACUGCCAAGUCCCACGGGCUGACAGAGGAGGCCGAGUCGAUUCUCGAAGCCUGUGGUCUCACGGAGGAUCAGAUCACUCUCUCCACGAUUGAGGAGCCCCUGCGUGUGCCUCAACCCAUUGUUCCCACCUUCAAGGCCAAUUGGCCCGUCAAGGCUGCUGCUCAUUCAUCAUUCGAAAAGGCUCUGCUUGGAGAGGUGGGUGAGGUCGAUGAUGAGGUCGCUGCGAUCGAGUUUGAGCCUGAGGAGGAAGGCGAGGUUGCUGCUGCGCGUGAUACUUUCGAGGACGAAGAGGAGGAUGUCGCCGGAUGGGACAUGGGAGACGAGAUCAAUGUCGAAGAGGAUGCUGAGUUCGUCGAUGUUGAAGGUGCAGAGGCUGGUGCUGGUGGCUCGGAAGCCGACCUUUGGGCUCGCAACUCCCCUCUGGCAGCGGAUCAUGUCGCUGCCGGCUCCUUCGAGACAGCCAUGCAACUUCUCAAUCGUCAAGUUGGUGCCGUCAACUUCGCCCCUCUCAAACCCCGAUUCCUGGAAAUCUACAAGGGCUCCAAGACUUAUCUGCCCGCAAGCGCCGGUCUUCCCCCGUUGGUGAACUACGUGCGCCGCACCGUUGAAGAGACGGACAGCCGCAAGGUUCUGCCUGUCAUCCCCAGGGAUUUGGAGACAAUUGCCAACGUCGACUUGCAAGAGGGUUACGCUGCGAUGCGGGCCAACAAACUUGAAGAUGGUGUCAAGAUCUUUAAGGGCAUCCUGCAUUCAAUCCUGCUGAACACCGUCUCUUCCGAGGCUGAGGUCGAGCAAGCGAAGAAGAUCAUCGCUACCGCGCGGGAGUACAUUCUGGCCAUGUCGAUCGAGUUGGAGCGUCGUUCUCUCUCUACUGAUACGCCCGAGGGCCUCAAGAGAAGUCUUGAGCUCUCGGCCUACUUUACCAUCCCUAAGCUGGAAGUAGCCCACCGUCAGUUGGCACUGAUGGCAGCCAUGAAGUUUGCCUUCGCCAACAAGAACUAUUCUUCUGCCCUCAGCUUCGCGAACCGCAUGCUGGCCAACGGUGGCUCGCCCAAGCUUCUUGAGCAGGCCCGUAAGAUCAAGUUGCAGAGCGAGCGCAGCCCGCAAGACAAGAUCGACAUCGAGUUCGACCAAUUCGCCGAAUUCGACAUCUGCGCUGCUUCGUACACGCCUAUCUACGGUGGCUCCCCGAGUGUGUCGGACCCGUUCACGGGCGCCAAGUAUCAUGAACAAUACAAGGGCACGGUGUGUCGGAUCUCGGAGGUGACGGAGAUUGGGGCCCCGGCCAGCGGACUCCGGUUGUUUGUUCCCGGCCAGUAUUGAGGAUGACGAUGACGAGCUCUUUUUUAUACUGUAAUUCCCCGUCUCUUGAUGUGCAGAUCUGAUAGAAAACAUUUUUCUUUUUCUACUGGUACGGCCGGAGGUGGGACCCAGAUUUGGUGCUUGCCCUCGAUGUAUGGAUGGAACCUCUUCUGUUAUCAUAAUUUCUCAGCGACGUUAGGACUCAAAUCUUCAUAAUUGUUUUUGUUCAUAUCUGGGUGAUGUUCCAUAGUACCUCAC